UAACACCAACCGCUCAACAAACCCCAAAAAUAACUACCUUCCUAUUCCCGCCCACACCAACCUAUCUCUCACUGACACGUGUCAAUUCCUUCCCGCCAAACAACAUAUUCUUUUCACUCUAAAUUUACAUCUCAUGCCACUGCCACUCACAAACAGAGCACUCUGUUUUUCUCUGACUCUGUAACCAAAAAAAAAAUACUCCAUCAAUGGCUUCUUCACUCCUCCUCACUCUCUCUCUCCUCAUAUCUCUCAUUGUGUACUCUCUCUCCUCCCCUCUCUCUUCUGAGACAAUUCUCGAUGCCUCCGAGAUCCUCGCAGACACAGGCUAUCUCUCCAUGUCUCUAACUCUCGAGCUCAUCUCCGAUACCCUGUUUCCAAACUCUCAUUCUCUCACCAUCUUCGCUCCCUCGGACCCUGCCUUCAUCGCCACCGGCCAACCCUCUCUCCCUCUCCUCCAAUUCCACUUCUCUCCUAUCCCAGUGUCCCUCGAAACCCUCAAAUCUCUCCCAUACGGCACAGAAAUCCCAACCAUGUUUCAGGGCCACUCGCUCACAGUCACGUCAUCUCCGUCCGACGAUCGCGUGUCUUUGAACAAUGUCGACAUUACCCCAUUGCCAAUUUUCGAUGAUGGGUUCUUGAUUAUAUACGGAAUCCGCGAGUUUUUCGAUCCGGAUUUCGAGGUUCGAGCACCAGAAUCCAGUUUUGGAUGUGGGUUUUUGAGGACUAAUUCGUUCGGCAAUGCUAGCGAGGCUUUGAGGUCUGGUGGGUAUUCGUUAAUGGCGGGGUUUCUUGAUUUACAAGUGCUUGAGAUCAAGAAGAGUACUAUGAUGACUGUGUUUGCUCCUACUGAUCAAGUCUUGGGGAAUAGGCUCGGCAAUUUCGGCGAGUACUCGUCAAUCUUUCUCCGGCAUGUGGUUCCGUGCCGGCUUUUGUGGACUGAUUUGGUGAAAUUCAACGAUGGGGCUGCAUUGCCGACUCAUUUGGGCGGGUUUUCGAUAAAUAUCACGAGGUCUGGUGGCAUAUUGAUGCUCAAUGGCGUGCCGGUUUACUAUCCGAACAUGUAUAUCAGUGACUGGCUUGUUGUACAUGGCCUUCGCCAGGUUCUUUCGGUGCCAUGGGAAGGAACACAAGAAGGAAUUGCAGGAGCUACAGAUGAAUCCGGAGGCAGUAUUGAAGACUAUACACCGGAUUACGAGUUCUAAGGCCCUGAUGUUCUUGCUAGCUUCUGCUUUCUGGUGAAUAUCUCUGUUGCCAUGACUUUCCUGAAUAUAUCUGUAUGGUUAAAGAAACAAAUUGAACACUUUGAAUUUGCUGAUAUUCUGUAUCUCUUAGCAUGUUACUUUCUAUGAUUGUAUUGAAUUGCCCGUUUUAUUAGUUAAAUGACAAGUGAUAACAUUGAGCCAAUAAAGAAGGAAAGUUAGGAACUUGCUAUAAAGAUUUGGUAUGGUUACUUUUAUUAUGUGGGAGAAAUAAGAGGCUUGGAGCUAUACUAAAAG
Molecule: messenger RNA, 1496 nt
Organism: Quercus lobata
Lineage: Eukaryota; Viridiplantae; Streptophyta; Magnoliopsida; Fagales; Fagaceae
Product: putative fasciclin-like arabinogalactan protein 20
Exons: 1
Coding region: 207-1202 (331 amino acids)
Source: RefSeq, a predicted model, not a curated record